CUGUUGGCUAUUGCUGCCGUCGCAAUGGCUUCCCCGCUUUCUGCUGAGGAUGGAGAAAUUUUCGAGCGUCUCCAGCAAACCGCCGAUCCAAAGGUAUUAGAAGAGCAGCAGCAGGCUGUCAAUGAACGCCUCCACGCAAUCUACCAGAAGGCGCAAGACCGUCUUGGAGAGCUGAUUGACCAAAACUCCACUUUACCUUGUGUCAUUUCGUCUGUCCAGGUUCUGAACGCAAAGAAUACGCGCAGGGGCUUUCUUGAACAAAUUCUCAACCCAUUGCUGAGCCAGCACCGAAAACAGACGUAUACCCUGUCCGAAGCUUUACGAGAAAUAUCGGUCCGUGCGGACAAGCUCAACAGGUUUGACAUAUUUCAGCAGCCUGUUUCUGUGUAUCUGGACCAGACUCCAGCCUCCGAAACGCAAACAGGCCUCACAAAUAUCAGUGUAUACUAUUCCGUGAAGGAGAAAUCCCGUGUCCUGCUCAAGACCGGAACUGACCUCGGCAACGCGGAAGGCUCAGCCUAUGGUAACCUCUUAUGGCGCAAUGUAUUUGGCGGCGCUGAGAACCUGAAUUUCAAUGCUUCAUUGGGCACAAGAACGCGAUCUGCUUACCAGGCCGCGUUUGACACACCCAUUUUCAGUGAUCCGGACUUUCGCCUAGAGCUUGGUGGAAUCGCCAGCUCGACACAGAAGACUUGGGCAAGCCACGAAGAGGUGUUGAAGGGCGGCUGGAGUAAACUUCGGUGGUUGAGUCGGUCAGGCCAACGCCACGAAAUUGGCUACAGUGGCUUCUGGAGACAGGUGACCGGCCUAGCGGACAAUGCAUCCCCUACCGUUCGAGCAAAUGCAGGCGACAGCGUCAAGAGCAGUGUUUUCCAUAGCUGGACCACAGAUCGCCGGGACAACCCUUUUUUGCCCUCACGAGGUUACUACGCCAAGGCAUUCAACGAGCUGGCUGGCUGGGGUCCGCUUAAAGGCGACGUCGCGUUCUGGAAGUCCGAGAUUGAAACACAAAGUGCUAUUCCUAUCCCAAUCCCUGGAGUUAAAGGAGACAGUGGCGUAAGCUUUACUACUGGUUUCCGUGCUGGCCUGCUCUAUCCUCUUAGUCUUGACUCGGAUUCCCGGCCACGCUUGUCUCGCCUCAAUGACCGUUUCCAGCUAGGCGGUCCUACAGAUGUUCGCGGGUUCCGUCUCUCUGGCCUCGGGCCUCGCGAUGGAACUGAUGCAGUUGGAGGCGAUGUUUAUGCUGCAGGAAGCGCCAACCUUCUUUUCCCAGUUCCACGAGUAGGCGCUGAGAAGCCUCUCCGGCUUCAAGCGUUUGUGAACGGUGGGCGGUUACUGCCUCUGAGAAACGCGCAAAAGGCGGCUCCUUCCAGCAGCAGCGAAGUGAAAGACGCUAUGAAAUUCACCUUGUCUGAAAUUGGCAACGGCCUGCCGAGCAUUGCAGCUGGUGUUGGACUUGUGUACGCCCAUCCAGCUGCUAGAUUCGAGCUCAACAUCUCCCUUCCGUUGGUUUUGCGUAAGGGUGAGGAAGGCAGAAAGGGGCUGCAACUCGGAAUUGGUAUAAACUUUCUGUAAAACAUAUUCUCUGAGCAUCACCUUGAAAUAGAAUUGUUGUACUUG
Messenger RNA from Aspergillus nidulans FGSC A4, 1620 nucleotides. It is a transcript of the gene sam50, whose product is annotated as SAM complex subunit SAM50. The record is from RefSeq and is a predicted model, not a curated record. Lineage: Eukaryota; Fungi; Ascomycota; Eurotiomycetes; Eurotiales; Aspergillaceae. Gene Ontology annotation, cellular component: outer membrane; mitochondrial outer membrane. The transcript has 4 exons. The coding region runs from base 25 to 1575 and encodes 516 amino acids.